Messenger RNA from Cervus elaphus (red deer), 2430 nucleotides. RefSeq names its product synaptogyrin 3 (gene SYNGR3). The transcript is spliced from 5 exons. Gene Ontology annotation, cellular component: neuromuscular junction; synaptic vesicle membrane. The record is from RefSeq and is a predicted model, not a curated record. NCBI's taxonomy places the organism in Eukaryota, Metazoa, Chordata, Mammalia, Artiodactyla, Cervidae. The coding region runs from base 234 to 1358 and encodes 374 amino acids.
AGGUGAGGGCUCCAGCCCUGCGCGCGUGGACCAGGGUGGGGGCGCGGGCUCGGUGCCGCCCCGCGCGUCCCCGCCGCAGCGGGCGCGCGCUCCCGAAAGGCGGCGGCGGCGGCAGCACUGGCCGCACCGGCAGCAUCAGCACUCGCAGCAUCCCCGGGCGGCCUUGGGCGGGGCCGGCCCGACGGAUAGGCGGACAGAGGGCCCCGGGGGCGCGCGGCCCGCCCAGGCUGACCAUGGAGGGAGGCUCGUUCGGCGCGGGACGCGCGGGGGCAGCCCUGGACCCUGUGAGCUUCGCGCGGCGGCCCCAGACCCUGCUGCGGGUCGCAUCCUGGUUCUUCCUUAGGUCUAAUUCAGUGCCCUUCCUCAGCCCUCGCUCCGUUUUUCCUGUGUUCACGCCUGGAAACGGGCACAGGGGUGGGGACGGGAUUCGCGGAGGGCUUGGGCGCUCAGCCUCAGCACGAGGAGAGGCUACCGGAACCGAGAGAAUCUGGCCGAGCCUCCCCCUUGCUUCUCCUGCGCGCACAUCCUCCCGGCUCCUUCGAAGGGAACUGGCCCUUCUCAGGCCCCCCAGUUGCAACCGUGUUCUCCAUCGCUGUCUUCGGGCCCAUCGUCAACGAGGGCUACGUGAACGCCGACAGCGGCCCAGAGCUACGCUGCAUCUUCAACGGCAACGCGGGCGCCUGCCGCUUCGGAGUCGCGCUCGGCCUCGGGGCCUUCCUCGCCUGCGCCGGUUUCCUGCUGCUCGACGUGCGCUUCCAGCAGAUCAGCAGCGUUCGCGACCGGCGCCGCGCAGUGCUGCUCGACUUGGGCUUCUCAGGCCUGUGGUCCUUCUUGUGGUUCGUGGGCUUUUGUUUCCUCACCAACCAGUGGCAGCGCACGGCGCCCGGGCCGGGCACGGCGCAGGCGGGGGACGCGGCGCGCGCCGCCAUCACCUUCAGCUUCUUCUCCAUCCUCAGCUGGGUGGCGCUUACCGUGAAGGCCCUGCAGCGGUUCCGUCUGGGCACCGACAUGUCGCUCUUUGCCACCGAGCAGCUGGGUGCUGGGGCGGGCCAGACCUACCCGGGGUACCCGGUGGGCAGCGGUGUGGAAGGCACGGAGACCUACCAGAGCCCGCCCUUCACCGAGACCCUGGACACCAGCCCCAAAGGGUACCAGGUCCCUGCCUACUAGAGGCCAGCAGGCCCAGACCAAGGCGCAAAGGCUGCCCCACCCGUGCAGGGUCCAAGGCCUCCUGGGGCCUCCCUCAGGUCCUCCCGGUCCAGCAGCAGGGAGUGGAUGCUGUGGGUCAUCUGGGGCCAAGAGAAGGUGGCCUCCUGGGUGCCUGGGCUGUGCCCCCCAAGUUCCUCCGGUCCCAUUAGUCCCCAGCUCAGGGCCAGAGGUCCUGAGGAGGGAGCAUCAUGGCCCUGGGCAUGUGUCCUCCAGCCUCCAGUGGACCAGCCUGGCAGGGGGCCAUUCCCCUCGUGAGCCAGCCAGGGCUCACCUGCCCACUCCGGGGUCAGAGGUCCAGCUGCCCUCCAUAGCCGGGUGCGGGAGCUGCCCUGGACUCGGGGUGCCUGGAGGAAGGGACACUGCCCUCACCCCGUGGCCCGGCAAGCGUGGCCAGUUCUCCACCCCCUGUCCCCGUGGAUAUUGGUGGUCCUCGCUCUGCCCUGGUGUCUCACCCUGUGGGGCCCCCUGCUCUGCCUGGAGCCGCCCCCAUUUCCUCUCACAGGCACACUAGAGUAGCCCGGCCCUGUGGAUGUUGUGAUUGUGGUCAAGUCUAAAGGUUUCACCUUGUAGUUCCUCACAAGCAGCCCCUCUGUCUGUGGCCCCAGCUCCAGCCCUUACCUGCCUCGGCCCAGGCCCCUGCUGGGGUGCGGGCAGCUCUGGCCAGGAAAGCACAACGUGGCUGUAGGCCUGAGCAUCGUCUCUCGCAGCCUUUCAGUAAGACCUUGCCCCAGGGAGGCUCCGGACACUGGGUGCCUGCAGGACACGCCCCCCAUGAGGAGAGGCCUCAAGGCUCCACCUGCCCACCAUGCCCUGGAGAUGGCCAUUCCCUGCAAACCCUGUUACCUAGGCCUCCUCGACUAGUCCAACUCCCCACACUGCACCCCUCUUUAAGGCCCAGCCCGAGGUGUGUGGGGGGGUCCCUCUGCAUAGCUGAGUACUCAUGCAUUGCUCAAAGCUGGCUUUUCACAUUAAGUCAAUACCAAAUGCGGUUGCCACCUUCAUUCUUACAGACAGAUGCCUCCCUCAGGAGUUGCAGUUGAGUGACAACCCUGUACAUUGUAGCAUAGACCAAUUAUUUGUGGAUAUUUAAGUGAACAUGUUUACAAUUUUUGUAUAUAUGGAUCUCUCCCCUCCCUCUUCUGAAAGAACAAUCAGUGAUUGUGUAUUUUCAGUGUCCCAUGUUCCAACUGCAACUUCUUUACAAUAAAGACUGUAAAUGAG